CCCUCACCGAUCGCGAAUCGCACCUUCCCCUUCCUAAUUUUAUCGCCGAGCUAUGAACAACCACUGAACGCAAGCUUACAGGAUGUUACAUUGUGUUAUCUGAUCUCAGCUGUUGACGUGCGUUUUCAUAGCUCUCAAUCCAUUGAAGCCGAAGAAAUCGGAAGAAACAACAUGAUGAUCACGUCCUGGCUUAUCUGGUACUGACUGACCAAGCCGUACCACUCGUUACUACGCAAGUCUAUAAGAACUACAUGUCAUCUGUUGACUCGGCAUACUACAUCCCUCAACAGUAAUUUCCAUGUCGUUGACCGACUUGAACAUUCGUAUUGCAACCAACGGGCGUCAAUGCAAUUACUGGCAUAUGGCUGCCAUAACGCUCCUUUUUUGGGAUCAUCUCCUUAGUUUGGAAAUCGAAAUCAAGUAUUUAUGGAAAAAACCAUUGAAUUCGAGCGGAUACUUGUUCAUUAUCCAGCGGUACUUCAAUCCUAUUGCAAUAAUUUUCACAUUUGUGACGCUAUUUGACGAUUUACCUGUGAGUUGCAAGACAUUAAGUAAUAUCAGACAGGGCAUAUUGAUUAUUGCUCAACUCGUUGUUACUCUCAUAAUGACCUUGCGCAUACAUGCCCUAUACGGCUGCAAGAAACGGCUUCUCUACUUUCUGCUCAGUGUCAUUGCGAGUUUGCUGUCAAUCGUCUUGAUUGUUACAUACACUAUACACCUUGACCCGCCGCAGGAAUCAUCAAUAUCUGGAGGAUGCUCUACUCAACUUGAUUCUCAUGAUGCCUCUCGAGCCGCUGUGGCCUGGUUGAUGAUCUUCAUUUAUGAUGUCCUUCUGUUUGGGCUCAUGGUUCAUAAUGCCUUCAAAACCCGAAAAGAGCUCCAUAUGAUCCAUCGCCUGAAAUUUCGAGCAUCCCUUAGAGUAAUUCUUCUUCGUGAUGGGGCCAUGUAUUUUGGGGUAAUGACCUUGGUCAAUCUCGCCAACAUCUUGACCUACUAUUUCUCUGAGGACUGUAUGCGUGGCGGAUUGGCACCAUUCACAAGCAGCUUAUCAGUAACCUUGGUGUCCAGAUUAAUGCUGAAUUUACAUCAAGUAAAGAGCUCCGGAAUUUAUCUUAGUGGCAGUCAAAUGGUCACUGAAUCCGACAAGACUGUAUCUCAUAUGGUGUUCCGUGAACCAGGGGAUUCUACACCAUAGGAUCUGAAUAUUCUACUUAACCCUGUUCCAUUCACUGAAUGAUGCCAACGAAAAUAUGCAGGUUGUUGGUGUUAAUUCCCGGAAUAUAUUGCCCAUUCUUUGUGAGGAUAGAGCACUUUGACCAGCCACAUUGGGUGAAUUAUAAUAAAAGCCAAACGAUACUUUUCGUUGUCAAGAUGAUCAUCAACCGGGUACAGAAGGCUACUCAAAAGCGGCAUCAUGAGUCCAAUUAAUACACAGGAAUUCGGAUCCUUAGUAAAUUCCAUAUUUAAUAGAGUGUGUACUUAAAAUCUGUGUUGCAUCAAUCAUCCGUUCUUUAAA
Molecule: messenger RNA, 1516 nt
Organism: Lentinula edodes (shiitake mushroom)
Lineage: Eukaryota; Fungi; Basidiomycota; Agaricomycetes; Agaricales; Omphalotaceae
Exons: 15
Coding region: 299-1195 (298 amino acids)
Source: RefSeq, a predicted model, not a curated record